This is a messenger RNA of Lactuca saligna, 720 nucleotides long. The record is from the annotation of a GenBank genome assembly. NCBI's taxonomy places the organism in Eukaryota, Viridiplantae, Streptophyta, Magnoliopsida, Asterales, Asteraceae.
AUGGAAAGAAUGGCAUCAAUAGCGUUGUUACUAGAUGGGUCAAUCUCGGGUCAUUUUGUUCAGCUUCUCGAGUCCGUUUAUUACCAGAUGGGUCAAUCUCGUCUUUUCGUCUCGACUUCAUAUCUCUCUGUAAAGCAACUGACGACUUCAUAUCAGAAGUGGAGGUGGCAACCUAAAGACUGUAAUUUGCCAAAGUUUAUAGGGAAAUUGUUGGUGGAGAAAUCGAAGAACAAGAGGCUUAUGUUCGUUGGAGAUUCGUUGAAUAGAAAUCAAUGUCAUAAGGGAAGGAUACUUGAACCAGUAGAAAAGCUGAAGGGUGGAUUAAGGAGCCGAAGUCCUAGACCAAGGUAUAGAGAUGAAUACAAGGGCUACAGGAGGAUAAGUCGCAGCAAUAGCAGGGACAGAAGCAGGUCUCCUCCACGUAGGAGUAGGUCACCUUCUAGAAGCAGAAGCCCUGAAGGAGGAGGAAAUGAGAAAGCAUCAACAUCAUCACCCUAUUCCCAUGGUAGAGCUAAUUCUAGAAGCCCUUUGCAGCGUUCUGAUUCCAAUGGUUUGCCUGGACCAAUAGGGUUGAUGAGUACUAGUCAUUUGGAACAAGAAGCUGCAGUACUUGCUUUGUCAACUUUGAUGACCAUAGCUCCUGCAGAAGUUUAUGCAGAAUUUGAAAAGGUUGCACCCACUAAGAAUGUAUCAGCUUUUUUAGCAUCUGUUGGAAAGUGA